Messenger RNA from Pipistrellus kuhlii (Kuhl's pipistrelle), 2220 nucleotides. It is a transcript of the gene PDCL, whose product is annotated as phosducin like. The record is from RefSeq and is a predicted model, not a curated record. Gene Ontology annotation, biological process: regulation of G protein-coupled receptor signaling pathway. The coding region runs from base 148 to 1047 and encodes 299 amino acids. The transcript is spliced from 4 exons. NCBI's taxonomy places the organism in Eukaryota, Metazoa, Chordata, Mammalia, Chiroptera, Vespertilionidae.
GGGCACCGGCGGCUUUUCUCUCGGUGCUCGAGGUGCUGACCCGCUUCUCUCCCCUCCGACUGGGCGCUCCCGAUCUUCCGAAGUGUCCGGAGCCGCCAGCCCGAAGGGGUCCGGACCCAGCUAGGCCGAUAACUGCGCUGAGGCACCAUGACCACCCUGGACGAUAAGCUGCUGGGGGAGAAGCUGCAGUACUAUUACAGCAGCAGUGAGGAUGAGGACGACCACAAGGACAAGGACAGGGGCAGCGGUGCCCCGGCCGGCAGUCCGCUGCCUGCAAAUGCUAAGGCAGGCGAAGGCUUCUCCAUUAACACAGGUCCCAAAGGUGUGAUCAAUGACUGGCGCCGCUUCAAACAGUUGGAGACAGAGCAAAGGGAGGAGGAUUGUCGGGAGGUGGAAAAGCUGAUCAAGAAGCUGUCACUGACCUGCAGGUCCCAGCUGGAUGAAGAGAAGGAGCAACAGAAACAGAAGGACCUCCAGGAGAAGAUCAGUGGGAAGAUAACUCUGAAGGAGAUGGCCAUGAUGAAUGGGGACCUGGACGACGAAGAGUUUCUGCAGCAGUACCGGAAGCAGAGGAUGGAAGAGAUGCAGCGGCGGCUCCAUAAGGGGCCCCAGUUCCGGCAGGUGUUUGAGAUCCCCAGCGGAGAAAGGUUCGUAGACAUGAUUGACAAGGAACGGAAAAGCACCCUCAUCAUAGUCCACAUCUACGAGGAUGGCAUUCCGGGAACCGACGCCAUGCACGGCUGCAUGAUCUGCCUCGCCUCGGAGUACCCCGCUGUCAAGUUCUGCCGGGUGAAGAGCUCGGUGCUCGGGGCCAGCCGCCGGUUCACCAGGAACGCCCUUCCUACUCUGCUGAUCUACAAGGGGGGCGAUUUGGUGGGCAAUUUUGUUCGCGUCACUGACCAGCUGGGCGAAGAUUUCUUCGCUGUGGACCUCGAAGCCUUCCUGCAGGAAUGUGGAUUGCUCCCCGUGAAGGAAGUCGUGGAGCGGACGUCUGUGCGUAACUCUGCCGCCUGCCACAGCGAGGACAGCGAUCUGGAAAUAGACUGAACUGACUCUGGUGGCGUAGAUCUCUCAUCGUUUGGGCUGGAAGAUACCCCUCUCUGUGCUUAUCUUUAUUCCUUCCCGUGUCUUCUGGCUCUGCAGCUAUUCUUUGUAGUCCCUUUGAUUAUAUGUAACGUCAAGAAUGUGUGGCUCGCCAUAAAGCGACUUAAAAUUGUGUAACAGGGAAGCGGGCUUUCAAACUGUUUACUCCAGAUUCUCCAGCACGACAUCCUUGUUGCCUCCACUCACUGUUCCCAUGGCAACCUAAAGACUGUGUCCUGGAAACUGUCUUCAGAUGAUCUCAGAGGCCCGGCCAGGGCUGGGAGUCUAAUUCUACGGUGUGUUACUUGUAAAUAGUACAUUUCCUUCAUCAAAUGAUUGUAAAUCAUAUUUUAAUUGUAAGCAGACCCAUAGUCCAAGAAGGCGGUUAAAUAUCCCCCCUGAGAUCCUGUUCUCUAUCGGGGACUUACUUUGAGGUUCUAGAUGAUGUGCACUUGCCCCAUUAAGAAAGAGGGUGACCUUUGCUGCUGGGCCCCAUGUGCCACCCAAGCACAAUGUCUAAAGGAGGAGGAAGGACCCAUGCUGACCGCCCGGGAAGCCCAGUUUGACUUACCGAUGAGAGCUGGGUGGAGCUAGAAAGCCUUUUUAGAGGAGGAUCUUUCAAUAACGUACUCAUCUCUUUCUCUCUUAUUUAAUAAAUUAAUUUUCUGUUUAAUGUAGAUUAAAAAAAAACGCAAAACUUUCCUCCCAGGGUGUUUUCUUUGUAGGCAUUCUGUUUGUUGUUAAGACAAUGGGAUCAUUCUGCACAUACUGUUUAUAGUAUGGUCAGCCAAUAUAGCAAACCGUUUUUUCGUGUUAUUAAUUACUCUUCUACAGCAUUUUGUAAAUGGCUGUUGGUAUUCCAUCGUAUGGAUGUGCUGUAGUUUGCUUGUUGGUUGUCGCUUAAAAAAGAAAAAACAGCACAGAAAUUUUUUUUGCAAAUCCUGCUGUCACUCACUAGCAGAUGUUCAUUGUAGAAAAUGUUAUAAAAAAGAUUAAGUUAAAAAGUUUUUAAAAGCCUUAUAAUUGCACCAACCAAAAAUAAUCCCUGAUGUCAUUUUACAGGUAUCUCUUUAGUCUUCUUUCUCUGUAUUUAUAAUAGUGAUUGUCACAUGUUUCUUCCUCUUAUUUUUUGCAUUU